CUCUGCUAUUGAUUCGCGCUACGGUAGCAUUUUCCGACAAGGCAGCACAAAUCGUCAGAACACCGGCAUCAAACUUUUUUCAUGGCUGAACGGCGAACUGAGUCGCACAAAUGCAGUUCUGUUUUGCACACGUCUCUCAAACGAAGAACCAGGAAAUACGGUGGAGGGAAGCUGAAACUUAAGCUGUUGUAUGUUUUUUCUCUAUUGGUGUUUAUGCUAAAUGCAGUGAAAUGGCAGAAGCCAGCUUUUCAGAGGACCAGUUCAUCUGUCCAAUAUGUCUAGAUCUUCUGAAGGAUCCAGUAGCCAUUCCCUGUGGACACAGUUACUGUAUGAACUGUAUUACAAAUUGCUGGAAUCAGGAUGAUCUGAAGGACGUCUACAGCUGCCCUCAGUGCAGACAGACCUUCACUCCUAGACCUGCUUUAAAUAAAAACACCAUGCUGGCUGAAGUGGUGGAGAAACUAAAGAAGACUAAAUUCCAAGCUGCUGCUGCUCACUGUUACGCUGGUCCUGGAGAUGUGGAGUGUGACGUCUGUACUGGACGAAAACACAAAGCCGUCAAGUCUUGUCUGGUGUGUCUGGAAUCUUACUGUCAAAAUCAUUUUGAGCGUCAUGAGGAAUUUCGCUCAGAUAAACCACACAAAGUGACUGAUGCCACAGGACGACUUCAGGAGAUUAUCUGCCGUCAACAUGAGAAGCUUCUGGAGGUUUUCUGUCGUACUGACCAGAACUUCAUUUGUAUGAUGUGUACAAUGGAUGAACAUAAAAACCAUGACACUGUUUCCACAGCAGCAGAGAGGAUAGAGAAAGAGAGUGACUUGAAGGAGACACAGAGAGAAAUCCAGCAGAGAAUCCAGCAGAGAGAGAAAGAUGUUGAGGAGCUGAUAGAGGCUGUGAAGUCUCAUAAGCGCUCUGCUCAGACAGCAGUGGAGGACAGUGAGAGGAUCUUUACUGAGUUGAUGCGCUCGAUUGAGGGAAGCCGCUCUGAGGUAACACAGCUGAUCAGAGAUCAAGAGAAAGCUGCAUUGAGUCAAGCAGAAGGACUUUUGGAGCAACUGAAGCAGGAUAUUGCUGAUCUGAAGAGGAGAGAUGCUGAGCUCGAGGAGCUUUCACACACAGAUGAUCACAUCCUUUUCCUACAGAAUUUUCAGACACUCUCUGCACCUCCUGAAUCUUCAGACAAUACCACUGCCAGUUUCCUUUGCUCAUUUGAUGGCAUGAGAGAAUCUGUGUGUCAGCUGAGCGUACAACUGGAAGAUUUCUGCCAAAAGGAGAUAAAAAAGAUAUCUGUCACACACAUCAACAUUGUUCCUAAGACCAGAGAGGAGUUUCUACUGUAUUCCCAUCAGUUCACUCUGGAUCCAAACACGGUGAAUAAAUGUCUCAGUCUGUCUGAGGGAAACAGAGCGGCUACUUACAUUGGCAGAAUCCAGCAGUAUCCUGAUCAUCCAGACAGAUUUGAUAGUUAUCUUCAAGUGUUGUGUAGAGAGAGUGUGUGUGGAGCCUGUUACUGGGAGAUUGAUUGGACUGGGAGUGUGUUUAUAUCAGUGUCAUAUAAGAGCAUCAGCAGGAAGGGAGAGGGUGAUGAGUGUGGCUUUGGGUAUAAUGAUCAGUCCUGGAGUUUGUCCUGCUCAUCCUCCAGAUGUUCAUUCAGUCACAAUAACAAACACACUGAUCUUCCUGUAGUGUGCAGCACCUGUAGAAUAGGAGUGUAUGUGGAUCACAGUGCAGGAACUCUGUGCUUCUAUAGUGUCUCUGACACAAUGACCCUCAUCCACAGAGUCCAGACCACAUUCACCCAUCCUCUAUAUCCUGGAUUUUGGGUGUAUGGAUCAAUGACACUGUCUGAUUUAACAGUAUAGAUAAUAGAGAUUUGACACAUCAUACUGCCAUAUCACAGUAUUAAAGGCUACAUGAUAAACCAGUAACCGUGUGGUGCUAUUGGGUCUGCCUUGUUUUCUAAUCAUUUAAUCAAUACUACUUUUAACUGAAAUAACAUUGUUAGUUGUGAAAGAGUGUCAUAACCACUUUAAAUAAUAUAUUUUUGUGAGUGAUUUUGAAAUGCGUUGUAUGGGUAGCAUCAGAAAUAAUAUUUACAUAAGAUUAAAAGGUUGAUUUUGAGACAUUUUGAUCUAACACGCAAUAUUUAAAAAAAUUGCAAUUUACUAUGCUUAACUUUAUAUACUAUACUGUAUGCCUUUUCUAAUGAGUCCACAAACAUUACAAAAAUGAAGGUCAUACAAGUGUUUUUAAUUUAUUACAAAACAGAUAUUUAAGUAUAUUCCAUAAGACAAAAUAAUAACAGAAUUUACACUAAUUAUAUUUCACAUAAUGUGGCAUACCCUUGUUUCUUAAUAUUGUGUUUCCUCCUCGAGCGUCAGUGCAUGUUUUUAGCCAUUUGUAAUGGUGGUCUUGCGGAAUAUAUGUAAAUGUAUGUUUUGUCUAAUAGUUUAAUCAGGACAAUACUAUAUUAAAAACAAUCUUUUUUAUUUCUUGAAAUGAUAAACAUCUUGCAUAUUAUGUAAGGGGUAUGUACGCUUAUGAAUUGAAAUAUGUUUUUUUAUCACAACUUUUCAUUAUAAAAUUUUUUGUUCAAGGUGAUUAAAUCAGUGAAUAAAUACACAAAAUU
This is a messenger RNA of Xyrauchen texanus (razorback sucker), 2629 nucleotides long. Its product is annotated as tripartite motif-containing protein 16-like. The record is from RefSeq and is a predicted model, not a curated record. The coding region runs from base 231 to 1862 and encodes 543 amino acids. The transcript is spliced from 7 exons. NCBI's taxonomy places the organism in Eukaryota, Metazoa, Chordata, Actinopteri, Cypriniformes, Catostomidae. Gene Ontology annotation, molecular function: zinc ion binding; protein binding.